Messenger RNA from Parathielavia appendiculata, 1169 nucleotides. Its product is annotated as Sm-like ribonucleoprotein. Gene Ontology annotation, cellular component: catalytic step 2 spliceosome; U1 snRNP; U4/U6 x U5 tri-snRNP complex. Gene Ontology annotation, molecular function: RNA binding. Lineage: Eukaryota; Fungi; Ascomycota; Sordariomycetes; Sordariales; Chaetomiaceae. Bases 109 to 747 code for a protein of 212 amino acids. Gene Ontology annotation, biological process: mRNA splicing, via spliceosome. The transcript has 5 exons. The record is from RefSeq and is a predicted model, not a curated record.
CCUCCGCCGAGACCAAGAAGAAACCGCAAUUGAUAAAGUCGAGAGCUUUGUCAACGAACCAAUUUUUUGAAAAUUUGGAGAAGCUACUCUGUAGCAUCUGUCGCAAAGAUGUCGGCGCAAAACAAGCAAGGCAAGAUGGCCGGCUACAUCAACUACCGGAUGCGCAUCACCCUGAACGAUGGCCGUCAGAUGACCGGUCAAAUGCUCGCAUUCGACAAGCACAUGAACCUCGUACUCGCCGACACGGAAGAAUUUCGUCGCAUCAAGCGCAAGCAGAACAAGCCGUCCGCCCCUGGCGCGUCAGCGGCCGCUGCCCAGCUCAUUGAGCAGGAAGAGAAGCGUACUCUGGGCCUGACAAUUGUCCGGGGUGCGCAUAUCGUGUCGCUCUCCGUUGAGUCGCCUCCUCCAGCCGAUCCCAGCGCGCGUCUCGGCAAGACAACAGGGGCCGGCAUCGCGUCGACGCUCACAGCUGGCCCCGGCGUUGCGCGGCCUGCUGGACGGGGUGCUGCUCCUCCCAUCUCGCUCGCCGGUCCUGCUGCUGGUGUUGGCGGUGCCCCUCCUCCUCCAUUUCCUGUCCCUGGCUUUCCCGGUGCCCCUGGGUUUCCUGGUCGUGGUGGUCCUGCGCCGCCUGGCUUUGGUGGUGCUGCUUUCCCGCCCCCUGGCUUCCCUGCCGCUCCCGGGUUUCCUCCGGGAUUUCCUCCAGGAGGGGCGCCGCCCACUGGCUUCAACCCGCCGCCACGAAGAUAAGGGUCUGUUUUGUAAGGUUACCGAAUACCCGGAUCGCGUUUCGCUGCAGCCCAUUGUGCUGCCAGCAAUCCUGCUGCAUAUGGCGGUGCCAUGAGUUAGGCUGGAGAUCCCACCAGAAUUAGGGAGAAAUGGUUAGGUUGGACGGCGUUCAGGAUUAUAAGAUCUGCGGUCAGGGAGGAUCAAGCUUGUGACCUAGCCAAGGGCAUGGUAGAGCGGGCAUUCUCAGCAUAGGGUGCUUCCAGCAUCCCCGUAGCCUUGGAGGAGCAGGAAUAGAAACUUGGCUGCUGGCUAUACAAAUCAACUGGGCCUUCCUCGCUCUCAUUUUGCGUAUUAUUGGCUUUGUCUCCUUGCUUUCCAAGCUCUUUCUCGCCAUGAACUUUGUAUGUUACUGGCAGCUUGGACUGCCGUCGUAUCGAUCGGAC